AUGAAUUUCUUUUGUUACUACGCACAUGUUCUAGUUGUAUUAUGUUCUCCAAUUCAAACUACUUACUCCUGGUACUACGGACGAGAUGCUCCAGAUAGAUGGUCAGUAGGAGAGAUAUGGCCUCUUCCACAAAAAGUCAAGUACGGAGACGCGAAUCGCACCCUUAGCCCCGAUAAAAUAGGUUUUGAUCUCGGCGACAAUAAAAACUGUGACGUAUUAUGGAUGAAUGCCGAGAAUUACUUAAAUAAAUGGAUGUUUCCGUUUCCCGUUACUGCAAAAACGAAAGCGGACGAUUUCCUCAUCAGCGUUAAGGUUACGAGUGCUUGCCCAAAAGGUGUGCCACAACACGGAGAGAGCGAAGAGUAUAAGCUCUCGGUGACACGUGAUGGUGCUACGAUCUCUGCAGAAACGGUUUGGGGUGCAGUCCGAGGAAUGGAUUCAAUCAGUCAGCUUAUUUUCUUCGAUAACGAGAAAAUGAAGUACAAGAUCAGAACGGCAGAGGUUCACGACUUUCCGCGUUUUCCUCUUCGAGGUUUAAUGAUUGAUACCUCGAGACACUUCCUUUCAACAAAAACUAUCAAGAGGCAACUUGAUAUUAUGGCCAUGAAUAAAAUGAAUGUUCUACAUUGGCACCUCGUAGACAGUGAGUCAUUUCCGUUCGUUUCGACGAAGUUUCCCAAUCUUGCAAAAGUAGGUGCGUAUUCGCCAAAACACCAAUAUUCACCGAAGGAUGUGCGGAAAAUUAUCGAUUUUGCUAGGAUUCGUGGAAUACGGGUAAUUCCCGAAUUCGAUGUACCAGGACAUACGGGCUCAUGGCGUGGACAACCAGAAUUGCUUACCGAAUGUUUCGAUUCGGCCGGAAAACCCACUAAUUUGCCCAAUCUUAUAGAUCCUAGUAACGAAGAAAACUUUAAAUUUCUAGAGGAGUUUCUCAACGAGGUAGUGGAAACAUUCCCUGAUGAGUUUCUACAUCUAGGAGGUGAUGAAAUCGAGGACUUCAUUGUGGUUUUCAGGGAAAGAAACCCGAAAAUACGAGACUUUAUGCAGAAGAAAUCUUUUGGUAACGACACCACACUACUCGAGGAUUUCUUUUUUGAAAGACUUAACACAAUUGUACAAAAUCUGAAGAGCAAAAGAAGAACGAUAUUCUGGCAGGAAGUUUUCGACCACAAUGUGCCGGAAAAACAGUCCAUUAUCCACAUCUGGAAGGGGAGUACUCAUCAACAAAUAAUGAGCGAAGUGAAGAAUGUAACAUCGAAGGGAUAUGCCGCUAUCGUAUCCGCAUGCUGGUACCUUAACUAUAUUAAGUAUGGCGCUGACUGGAGGGAUGAGAUUCCAGGAACUGCACCGUCAAAUUCAAGGUAUUACUAUUGUGACCCCACUGAAUUUGAUGGCACUCCCGAGCAAAAAGCCUUGGUCCUAGGCGGAAUUGCAGCAAUAUGGGGAGAACUCGUGGAUAACACAAACAUAGAAAGCAGACUAUGGCCAAGAGCUUCUGCUGUUGCAGAGAGAUUGUGGUCGCCAAAGGAACAAACCAAGAAGGCAUCGGACGCUUGGCCACGAAUGCACGAGUUGCGAUGCCGCAUGGUGUCACGAGGAUUCCGCUUCCAACCUGUUAACAAUCCGGAUUUCUGCCCCUACGAGUUCGAUUCUUAA
Messenger RNA from Necator americanus (New World hookworm), 1656 nucleotides. RefSeq lists its product as uncharacterized. Bases 1 to 1656 code for a protein of 551 amino acids. The transcript is spliced from 16 exons. Gene Ontology annotation, molecular function: beta-N-acetylhexosaminidase activity. Gene Ontology annotation, biological process: glycosaminoglycan metabolic process; ganglioside catabolic process; carbohydrate metabolic process. Gene Ontology annotation, cellular component: membrane; lysosome. NCBI's taxonomy places the organism in Eukaryota, Metazoa, Nematoda, Chromadorea, Rhabditida, Ancylostomatidae. The record is from RefSeq and is a predicted model, not a curated record.